CCCCUCGGCAGCGAGAGCGAGGACAAGCUCGGUAUGUACAUGGAUCUGGUGGAUGGCGUCUUCCUCAACAAAAUCAUGUUGCAAAUAGAUCCUCGGCCAACCAACCAACGUGUUAACAAGCAUGUGAAUAAUGACAUCUAUCUUCGGGUUCAAAACUUGACCAUCUUAAUCAGAAACAUUAAGACGUACUAUCAGGAGGUCCUCCAGCAGCUGAUUGUAAUGAAUUUACCAAAUGUUUUAAUGAUUGGCAAAGAUCCUCUCUCUGGUAAAAGUAUGGAUGAAAUUAAGAAGCUGCUGUUGUUGAUUCUGGGUUGUGCUGUGCAGUGUGAAAGAAAAGAAGAGUUUAUUGAAAAAAUAAAACAGCUGGAUAUUGAAACGCAAGCUGCUAUUGUGUCACACAUUCAGGAGGUGACUCACAACCAGGAGAAUGUCUUCGAUUUGCAGUGGCUGGAGCUUCCAGACAUGGCUCCAGAAGAGCUGGAGUCUCUCUCCAGGAACAUGGUUUUCCACCUCAAGAGGCUCAUUGAUGAGAGAGAUGAAUGCACAGAAGUGAUUGUAGAUCUCACUCAAGAGAGAGAUUAUCUGCAGUCUCAGCAACCACCAACUCCUCUGAAAACACCAAGUCCAGAUUCAUCACCAAACCCAGCCAACCCUCGUUCUACUGAAGACAAACAGCACCUUGCGGUUGAGCUGGCAGACACAAAGGCUAAGUUGAGAAGAAUCCGGCAGGAGCUGGAAGAAAAGUCUGAGCAGCUUGUGGACUCAAAACAUGAAGUUGAGCAGCUCAUCCUAGAGCUACAAAAAAUAAAACAAGAGAAUAUCCACUUGGCCUCAGAUGCUCGCUCUGCCCGAGCUUACAGAGAUGAGCUGGACUCCCUGAGAGAGAGGGCAAACCGUGUGGAGAGACUUGAGAUGGAACUUGUCCGGUGCAAAGAGAAACUUCAUGAUGUGGAUUUUUACAAAGCUCGUAUGGAGGAGUUAAGAGAAGACAACAUCAUAUUAAUUGAAACAAAGGCCAUGCUAGAAGAACAGUUAACAAUGGCAAGAGCUCGUGGUGAUAAAUUGCAUGAAUUAGAGAAGGAAAAUUUGCAGUUGAAGUCCAAACUUCAUGAUGUAGAGCUGGAUCGGGACACGGACAAGAAGCGAAUUGAAGAACUACUGGAGGAGAAUAUGGUCUUGGAGAUUGCACAGAAGCAGAGCAUGAAUGAAUCUGCACACCUAGGCUGGGAACUAGAACAACUGUCAAAAAGCACAGAUCUUGCAGAUACUAGGAAGUCCUUUGUGUUUGAGCUGAAUGAGUGUGCGUCGAGUCGCAUACUGAAGCUAGAGAAGGACAAUCAGAGCUUGCAGAACACGAUCCAAGAGCUGAGAGAUGCCUCCUUGACCUCCAGAGAGAGCAGCCUGAAGUUUGUGGAACUGGAAAAAGAAAAUCAGCAGCUCAGCAAAAAGAUUGAAAAAUUGCAAAAUCAGAUUGAAAAAGAGAAGCAAAGUAAUCAAGAUCUGGAGACCUUAAGUGAGGAGCUGAUUAAAGAGAAAGAACAGCUACAAGUCAUCAUGGAGAGUUUGAAGGCCGACAAAGACAGACAGAUAAAGGACCUUAAACAAGAAAAUGAUCACCUUAAUCAAGUGGUCUUAUCCCUGAGACAAAGAUCUCAAGUAAGCAGUGAGGUCAGAGUAAAAGAUAUUGAAAAAGAGAACAAGAUCCUUCAUGAAACAGUUACAGAAGCUAGUAGCAAACUGAGCAAGCUGGAAUUUGAAAAGAAACAGUUACAGAAGGAUUUUGACCAGGUUAAAGAGAAAGUGGAAAGAGUGGAAGAAAUGGAGAAAGAACUCCAUCGACUGGAGAGGGAGAACGAACAGCUCACGAAGAAGGCAGCAGCCAUGAAAAUAGUGACUGAAAAAGUUGAAGUUCUUGAGCAGGAAAAUGGGGAUCUGGAAGUGGAAAAUAGGAAAUUAAGAAAAUCCCUGGACACAUUGCAGAAUGUUUCCAUCCGGCUUGGGGACCUGGAAAGGGACAACAAGCAGUUGGAUGAAGAAAAUCUGGAGCUCAGGAGAGUGGUAGAGACCAUGAGAUUUACCAGCACAAAAAUGGCACAAAUAGAAGCAGAGAAUAAAGAUUUGGAGAGGGAGAAAGAAGACCUAAGGAAGAAUGUAGAAAUGUUAAAAGUGCUGAGCAAGAAAUCAGAAAGGCUGGAGCUAAGCUAUCAAAGUGUCAACUCCGAAAACCAGAGACUUCAGCAAAUGCUGGGGAACAGCAGCAAAAAGAUCCAGGAGCUGGAGAAAGAAGUGCAGGGAAUGGAGAGUGAAAAUCAGGUCCUCCAGAGAAACCUGGAGGAGCUAAAGAUUUCUACCAAACAGCUAGAGAGGUUAGAGAAGGAGAACAAAGACCUAGAGCAAGAAAUGUCUCAGCUGGAGAAAGACAAAAAAAUGCUAGAGAAAGAAACAAAGCGGCUUUGGCAGCAAGUGGAACUGAAAGAUGCUAUUUUGGAUGAUAGCACAGUCAAGUUGGCGGCUGCUGAGAAAGAAAAAACGACACUAGAAAAGGAAAUUGCUCGAUUCAGAGAUUCAUCUAAUAAGCUGAAAGAAUUUGAAAAGGACAAUAAAGAUCUCAUAAAGCAAGUUACAAUUGAUAAAAGAACACUAGCUACAUUGAGAGAGGAUCUGGUUCUGGAGAAGCUGAAGAGUCAACAGUUGUCUAGUGAGCUGGACAAACUGAGCCAGGAACUGGAGAAGAUAGGAUUGAACAAGGAGCUGCUGCUACAGGAUGACAAUGGCAAUGAUGAGACAAAAUACAAGAUUCUGGAAAGCAAAACUGAAUCAGCACUAAAAACAGCAGUAGCUCUGAAAGAGGAAAAGAUUGCAAUGCUAGAAGCUCAAAUGAAAGACUCUCUGAACUUGAACCAACAGUUACAGAAUGAGCUAAAUAUGGUAAAGAAGGACUUUGAUGCACUCAAGCAGACCCAACUGGAUGGGCAGCGUGCUCAGAAUUCACUGGAGCAUACUGCAGAGAAACUCAUUCCCAAUCACCAAAUGAAGGAGAUACUGGAAACAGGGCACCGAGAAGCUACCAUGGAGCUUCUGAAACUGAAGGACAGGGCAAUCGAAUUGGAAAGGAAUAAUGCUGCCCUGCAUACUGAGAAGCAGCUGCUUAAAGAACAGCUGAAGCACUUGGAAAUGCAGAAUGUCUCCUUCAACAAUCAGAUCUUGACACUGCAGAAACAAAAUGUUUUCCUUCAGGAGCAUAACACUGCCCUGCAGACGCAGACAGCCAAACUCCAGGUGGAAAAUUCAACCCUCAGCUCCCAGAGUGCUUCACUAAUGGCCCAGAAUGCUUUACUCCAAAAUCAGCAGACAGCCAAGGAGAAUGAGAAUGAAAAUCUCCUGAAACAGAAGGAGCAGCUAAAAGCUGAAUACGAAUCAUUGCUUCAAGAUCAUGAACACCUUGCUUCACUGCAUGAACGGCAGUCCACAGAAUAUGAAAUGCUAAUAAACCAGCACAGCUGCCUGAAAGCAUCACACAAAAACCUGGAUCUGGAGCAUAAAAGUCUGGGCGAGAGAUACAACAGUUUAAUGAAACAUAAGGCAGAACUGGAAGAGCUGGAAAUAGUUUUAAAAACUGAGAGAGAGGUUCUGCAACAAGAAAGGAGAACAAAUGCAAUAACCACUGGGGAAAAUCAGAAGCUGAGGGAGGAACUCGACAGGGUGAAUUUCUUGCAUAGCCAACUGAAGGCAGAAUAUGAAGGGCUACAUUCACACACUAAAGAGCUGAAAACUUCCUUGAACAACUCUCAGCUAGAGCUGAAUCGUUGGCAAGCUCGCUAUGAUGAGCUGAAAGAACAGCACCAGUCCAUGGAUAUCUCUCUGACCAAGCUGGAUAACCACUGUGAGCUGCUAUCCCGUCUAAAGGGAAAUCUGGAAGAAGAGAACCAUCAUCUCCUGAGUCAGAUUCAGAUGCUGAGCCAGCAGAAUCAGAUGCUGCUGGAGCAGAACAUGGAGAACAAAGAGCAGUAUCAUGAAGAGCAGAAACAGUAUAUUGAUAAGUUAAAUGCCUUAAGGAGGCACAAGGAAAAACUUGAAGAGAAGAUAAUGGAUCAGUAUAAGUUUUAUGAUCCUACUCCAAAAAAGAAAAACCACUGGAUUGGAGCCAGAGCCUUAGUCAAAUUAAUCAAGCCAAAGAAAGAGUCUACAAGGGAGCGGGUGAAGUCAUCAGUAGAGAGUCCUCCAUGGCAUUCUGAAUCCCCAGAAACAGUAGCUUCUCCAUCCAUCUCCCAAAAACUGAAACAUCCACAAGACAGUCAGGAUAACACUUCUCAAGGGUCAAACUCCAUGGAAGAGAGAGAGAACCCUGGGGGUUCUUCAAACAAAGUGCUAACGGACCUGAAGCAAAAGAGGAAUUCCCAUCAUGGAGGCAGCAAUGAUAACGUUGAAAUCUCGGCAGACUCUGCAGCAAAGCACUACUGUGCAGAGCUGGGUUCCAGGACUUACUCUACCUCAGCUAUUCACCUGCACACUUCCACCCCCAUCUCCAGGCUCCAGAGCAGACCAAAAGGCUAUAAUUCAGACGAUAAUCUAUGUGAACAGUCCCCUGAGGUAGAGUUUGCAAGCACCAGGCAACGUGUGUCCAGGCCAAACAGUUCAGAGAGCAGUAGAAACGCAUCCAGCAGUAGUUCACCCCUCAACUUGAAAGGUUCCUCAGACCAUAUCCAUGGUAGAACUGAGAGCCUCAGCAGUGAAGAUAUGGUGCCAAGCAGAGAGGCACCAGUCUUGCUCCAAGACAACUAUUCCUUUCACUCUGCUUCAGCCAUCUUAGGCCCUAGCAGCAGGCAUGAGUCCUUCUUCCACAGGGAUGGCUUAGCCUCUAUACCUCAGAAGAGUACUCCAGCCCAGUCUUACAUAGGCAGGCAACGGUCUGCCUCACCUGGCAGUGAGAUGGUGACUUUGGAAGAGUUCCUGGAAGAGAGCAACAGGCUAUCCCCACCAAGUCGUCGGCGCAGUCUAAAUGAGAGUGAAAUGAUUUCAUUGCACCAAUUUCUGUUAGAAGCUGAUGCACUGUAUCCCUCUUGCCACUCCCUGUGUCCUUCCCUUCAUCAGGAUCCUUCACAGUCACUCGAAUCAGUCCUCAGUCAUUCAUGUCCUGACAGCGUGAGGCACAGAACAGGCAGGGGAAACAGGAGAUCUACUUCACUGUAUAUCCCCAGGGACACCUCCAGUAGCAGAGAUGAUUUGCUGAGUGAUUAUUUUAGGAAAACAAAUGAGUCUUCAGCUACUGGAAACCUGCUGGUUCUUUCAUCCAGAAAGGAGGCUGCUAAGAUGCCCACUAGUCAUGUUUCUCCAACUGUAAAGAUGACCAUUGCCAAUGAAGAGGGAAGAAUGACUAAGCCUGGUAAUUUUGUGAAGCCAAACCUCAGACAAGUUGAACCUGAGCCUCUGACAAACUCCCAGGGGUCCCUUAAGUUUCCUCACAUGCCACAGCACCAGCCCGUCAGUGGGAUGCGGCAGAUGGCACAACCACAGCAGCCUGGAACAAGCCGAAGGAGCACAUCACUGAGCAGGGCAUUUAGUUUAGCCUCUGCAGACCUCCUCAGAGCCACCGGCCCAGAGACAUACAGGCAGGAGACCCCCCAGAAGUCAGCAGCAGACCUGCGUGGAGGCAAGGACACUGUCAAUCAGGCCUCUAGGGUUUCUGUGCCAACCAACUCCCAGGCAACCUUAAGAGAGAGGCCACAGUCUGCAAAGGUGGCAGGUUCCUUGCAAGGUAUUGAUUCUCGUUGUCGGCAGCUUGAUGUGAGGCGUCUUUCGCUAGCCCCACCAAAAGACGAGCGGCCGCUCUCCUUCCAUCAGUUUUCUGCCUCACCCGCUGCAUCCACCAGCAAUCUGAACGUGCAGCAACAGGAGCGAGUGAACCCUGGGCAACACUACUCAUCUGCACCACACGCUCCCUCUAAAGUCAAACCCAAGACAGCCCCUCGUUCUGGGGAGGUGGUCACAGCGACCCCUGCCAGAGCUGUUCCCAGUAGCAUUGAGGGAAGUGCUUCUCUGGGACAAGGCCAGGGGGAUGCCCUCCAUACCAAGUGCCAGGGUAAGCUGCCAGAAUGCAGCACAGGGGCUAUAGAGGAGCCUGUCAGAGGAAGCAGCUCCAACGGCACUCCUGGCUCUCCGGACCCCCAAGGGGAUCAGCAGACUGUUUGGUAUGAGUAUGGGUGUGUGUAACCCACAGAUGCAGCUAGUAGUUUGUAUGUUUGGCACUGCUGACGUCCGGCAUAGCAUUCAUCUAGACACUGCGCCAGAUCUUAAAGGGCGUCACCUGCACACUGAUCUAAAUGUUCUCAGAGUACUGUUUUCUAGUUGGACGAAGUAAUUUCUGUGAUGAAGAGGGAAAAAAGGAGCAAAACCCUGAUUCUUCUUUUGACACUAUUGUGCCUAAAACAAAGUGGAAGCCUGACCUAAUCCCACAACAGGCUUUGCUCCUGAUUCUCAGAUGGGCUGAGCUUUCUCUGCUCCAGGAGAUGCUAGCAGGGUCCUCUGAAAAUCCAGCCUGUUCUGUCAUCACAGCACUACACACCCCUCCUACCUGCAUUAAAGAGGAGUUUCACAGGUCACGUGUGCUGAGUCCUGCCCCCACCCCUCUUGACUUAAACCAUUCUGAGAAGGUCGUGUAAAAGCCAAACUUCUCCCCCAGAAGACAGAACCAGACUCUUGUGGUAGCUUAAAGAGAAAACAAGAUUGAACGUGCAUGGCUGCAGCCAUGGAUCUGCUAAAUCAAUUCUCCUUGCCACAGCCCCAUUUUAGAGAUGCAAUGCCUAGAAUUCAAGGGUCACACCUUAACCUUCCCCACUGGGACUGUCCAAGCACAGAGAGGUCAGUGUAACACUGCCUUCACUACAGCUGCAGCUCGGUGGAUCCUUGACUCUGAAAGCCAAGCGGUGCUGCCUUUUGAAACUUGUUUUUCGUUUUAUACAAACACUGGAACUAAUGCAGCCUUUUCAGGGGAGAUGCCAUUUCAAUUGCAAAGGUGGCAUCUCAUGUACAAAAGUGACUUGUAAGUAUGUAUAUAAAGAGCUCAAGUAUUGUAUAGGAGUGCUGUGUAAAUUGUGUUACUACAUCCUUGGGUGCAUGACUGCCCACAUCAUAAGUGAUACGUGGGAAUCCAUCUCUUAGAAAAUCCUUUUAAUGUCUCUGAGAAAUUGGUUCAGUAUAGAAAGCAAAAUAAUUUUGUAUACAUGUGAAAGAAAUAUACUUUUAAAAAUCUAUUUAUGUGCAAAGAGGUUCCUUGUACCUGUCUGUCCAGAGUUUCAUCAGCUGCUUAUGUAUAUAUGAUCAAAUGUGCAUCUUUAAUUCUUUGUUUGUAAAUGUUUUUUUCUUUCAGUAGACUAAAUCCCUAAAAGAUAAUAAAUAUUUCUGGUUUGCUGGUUCUGAUUUAAUCUAGUAAAAGAUAUAACUGAUUCAGCUAAGGAUGCUUUUUUUACCUGGUAUGUAGUAAUCACAUUCUGGAAACUACAAAAUUGUUUAUAAUAAAGAUUAAA
Messenger RNA from Struthio camelus australis, 7523 nucleotides. The record is from RefSeq and is a predicted model, not a curated record. NCBI's taxonomy places the organism in Eukaryota, Metazoa, Chordata, Aves, Struthioniformes, Struthionidae.